This is a messenger RNA of Miscanthus lutarioriparius, 555 nucleotides long. NCBI's taxonomy places the organism in Eukaryota, Viridiplantae, Streptophyta, Magnoliopsida, Poales, Poaceae. The record is from the annotation of a GenBank genome assembly.
AUGGGGUUCGACCGUUUGCUUCAUGUAGGAGAAUGUUAUGACUUCAUGAGAGUUGGCUUCAUGCCUACUCAUGUUGGUCCUUUGGGCUACAUCUUCUGUUUAUGUGCCGACUACUUUGUGGUCCUAUCUCCACAAAGUAUGGCUAAUGCACCACCGAGAGAGCUAUGGAUUUGUCAGUGUCCUCGUACCUUUAUAGAAUUCGAGGAUGUAUACGCUCAAGCUGAGUACUUUUUUGUAGAUGUCAUUGGUAUAGUUGUGCAUGUGUCUAAUAUUCGAGGAAGGGAUGACGUACGGAUGCGACCGUACAGAUAUGUGGUGCUGAUGAAUGAAAGGUACCACUGCAUCAUAAUAACUGUCAAGUAUACACACAUAUGCUGUCACUUAUCGGAAUGGCGGCGAGCGACAUCAGAGUUGCGCAUUUUAGCUGGUCUCCAUGUACAAAUGAAUAGAAAGAGAGGCCUACGCAAUCGUCUGCUUGUUGAUGAAGCCAGACGUCGCCGAGUUCAAGAAUUUGCUAAGGACACCGUGUCGCGUCUCAUAGAUUUAGAGAACUAA